Messenger RNA from Saccostrea echinata, 562 nucleotides. RefSeq lists its product as uncharacterized. The record is from RefSeq and is a predicted model, not a curated record. NCBI's taxonomy places the organism in Eukaryota, Metazoa, Mollusca, Bivalvia, Ostreida, Ostreidae. The coding region runs from base 1 to 378 and encodes 125 amino acids. The transcript is spliced from 3 exons.
AUGAACUGGAAGAAAUGGUCAAUCAAAUCAAAACCCCUUCACAAGAAGAAGAAAAGACUUGCCAAACAGAAUUCCAAGAAAGAGCUCUCACAUCAGUCUUCUGUGGAAGAUCUUCCUCACCCUUCACCGGACAUGGAGGAAAACGUUUUAAAAUGUUUUAGAAUCUUCAACAGAGAGAGGGAAUUACUUCUCCCAACAAAAGAAGAAGAGAAAACACACCGGAAUAAAGUCAAUGAAUGUUAUGAAUCUCAGGAUGAACUGGAAGCUUCAGAUAAAGACUCUAAACAGAAAAUCACUAAACAAGUGACUUUUGACUCCAGUGAACUAACAAGCAAGAAACCUAUAGCUAAUAUAGGAGUGAGUACAUCAUUCAGCUGAUAUUAUACACACACUGACUGUGAUUUAUUCCAAGGUUUGUUGUUGUUCCUCUGCCCCCCUCCCCCUUUCUUCCAAGGUUUGUUGUUGUUUCCCCCCCCCCCCCACCUUCCUUUCUUCCAAGGUUUGUUGUUGUUCCUAUGCCCCCCCCCCACCUUCCUUUCUUCCAAGGUUUUUUGUUGUUCCU